ACUCUUUUAACUGUAUAUUUCCUUUUAAGUUUAAAUAAUGAUGACGUUUUUCACAUACCCUUUUUACAGAAUCUUGUGUGUUUUUCCAUCUGUCCAGUAUUGUUGACUGCAUUACCCAGAAACCUUGCGUGACGCGCUUUUUGAGAUGCAUUGUGUUUGAUUUCACCAUAGCAACAUAGGGGCGGAAGUAAACAUCGUCUUUAGACCUGUUAAAUUUAAUAAAUAUUUAUCAAUUUUAACCAUGAGCGAAAAUAACAAGACUUUACCCAUACAACAUAGUCCGCGCCGGCCCAAGAAUGGAGCACGUCACGGGCCAAGGCCAGCAGAAGUCCCAGUGCUGCAGUUAGAUACUCUACAAGACACAUUGAACGAGUAUCUUGCAGUCAUUCCCAAGGAUGCUGCUGUCUCAAGAGAUGUAUCAGCUUUUAGCUGGGGCUCUCCUCCCCUCACAAACUCAAAUCAGUGUUUCGAGACCAGUAUAACAGAAAAGAAUCUGGUGGAUCAUGGAGACUCAUUACAGCUGAGCAGCAGGGUCCCGACACAGAGAAGUCCACUGUCCACCCAAAAAUCAAACACAGAUCCACCCGACUUGACCUCUGAAAACCCAGCUCAACCCAGCUAUAACCCGACCAACACUGUACGACCCAACAAGAAGAUGAGGGAUGCGGAGGGGCUUACAGAGGAGAGGAAACUACAGGCAGUAAUAGAGCAGGUUAUGGUGGAUCAGCUGUCGAGGGCUGUCAUUAGCGAUCCGGAACAGAAUGCUGUGUCUGUCAGUCCCACGAGCGUCCCACCGCGCUACACGAGAACUCUUCACCACACUAAAGUAAAAACCCAGACAUCUUUAACAGAGAACCUCCUGUCCAACAAGCUCCGCUUUAACGCCAGGAUUUUAUCAAGGUGUGGACGGGAAGCGUGUCGAGAGCUGAUCGGUUUCUUCUUCACCUGUGACCGAACGCUGACCGUGUACGAGUACAGAAAUUUCGGUAAAAACAGAUGGAACGCUCUGCCCUUUAUCGCUCGUGGGGUGUAUCAGAACAGAGGGAGACCGUACAGCCUGCAGGACAUCUCGCAGGGUGCCGAGCUUCACUUCUGCACAGACGGCCCACACCUCCCCCACAGCCUGAGACAGCAGCCACGCAUCUCUCUCAAAGUUACUGAUGUGGAUGAGACGGCCAAGAGAGCCCUGCUAUUCCAGUACGGGGAAAGCCUGUUUCUUCUCUCCGAAGAGGAAAUCAAUGAAAGAAACACCCUGAAGGCAAUACAAGAUGUGGUGCGUGAUAGGCUGAGGGGACGUGCGGUCCAAACUUUGAUCCACCUAGGGAGACAUCUGCACAACUUGGAUUCAAAGGCGGAUAGCGUUCAACAAAAAGAGCUUCUUAGAAAAUCGCUCAUGGACCCUCUGUGUCUCGCUCAACAGGACUUCGAGGCGGUGCGGAGGAUUGUGAGUCGGUGUGCUGAGGGGCGGGUGCACCCCGCCGAUGUGAUGCGUGCCGUUACCGGGGAGAUGAGCGAGAACAGAAAGGCUGUUUUCCUGAAGGUUUAUGUAAAGCUUGACCCAAAUAAAACUGGCUUCAUAUCCAUGAGUGAUGUUGAAAAAUUCUAUAGAGGAAAACAAGACUCGCACACAACACACGAAGCAGAUCCAAACGCUGACUUCUGGGCCUUCAUAAAGCAAGCAGGAGAGGUCAACAAAAGUGUGUCCUAUGCACAGUUUGAGGACUAUUAUGAGGGUCUGAGUAUUGAGAUCCCUGAUGAUGAAGAAUACAUCAAUAAUCUGAGAUCUAUGUGGGGUAUCUGAGAGUAUGUUUCAUUCAUAGUUUAUCGUUUUUGAACGACAACUACAAUUUUAAAUACAAGUAACAUGCUAUUAUUUACUGUACUUUACAUACUGCAACAAUGUAACAUCUGUAUAUAGGAAGCUAGUGAAUUUAUUAUGAAACAUAUUUAAUAGAUUAUAUAAAAUACUAUUUUGACUGUCACAUGCUAAGCUAAUGUAUUUGUUUACAUUUUUGUGUGCAUAUCUUAUUACGUUUAACUUGACGUCUGGGAUAUUGUUUGAUUUGUUGCUUUUAUUGCAUUAAAACAACAUUUGUACAUAUUAACACCUUAAUGAAAGGCGAUGCAAAAAUUAAAAUUCACAGAUGAAUUAUGUGUCCAAUAUGGACAUAAAUGUA
Messenger RNA from Triplophysa dalaica, 2177 nucleotides. RefSeq names its product calcyphosine 2 (gene caps2). The record is from RefSeq and is a predicted model, not a curated record. The transcript has 16 exons. Bases 242 to 1801 code for a protein of 519 amino acids. Gene Ontology annotation, molecular function: calcium ion binding. Lineage: Eukaryota; Metazoa; Chordata; Actinopteri; Cypriniformes; Nemacheilidae.